Dreissena polymorpha is the source of this 1285-nucleotide messenger RNA. RefSeq lists its product as uncharacterized. The record is from RefSeq and is a predicted model, not a curated record. NCBI's taxonomy places the organism in Eukaryota, Metazoa, Mollusca, Bivalvia, Myida, Dreissenidae. The transcript has 3 exons. Bases 105 to 848 code for a protein of 247 amino acids.
UCAAUUUCAUUAGCAACAACUCUGCAAAAAUAGGAGAGGCGAAAGAUAUUGAAUGCAUUAUUGAGGGCGAUGCCUUAAACGGUGGGGCAAAAAUAACUCGAAGAAUGGAUGGCUUGGUGUGUACAAUUAACAGCCAAGCCAUUGGCAAUUGCUCGAAUUCAUCGGGAUAUGCAGUGUCCGGUAUAGUUGACAGCACCAGCUUAAGGGUAUCACUAUUGAUCAGGAGCGUAGCAUGCAGCGACGAAGGGGAGUAUGAUUGCCAUUCGGUUAACAGACCGGACGCAUUUGCUACUACGUUCCUUGCAUUAACAGCUGACGUUGGUAAUCUAACGCUUACCAUGCCAUCAAAAGCUAUCGAAAAACAACAAAUGCCAUACGAAGACAUUCUGAAGUGUGAAGGCAACAUGGGUUACCCUGCCCAGGAACUUACGUUGGAGGUUUACGACAACAUUACGGAAAGCUACAGAGCGUUUUCGUGGCCUUCUGGAUCGAGCAAUUCUCAAACAGAGAAAGCUGGAUGUUUGACGACAGCACUCUUUUCCUAUCACAAUCUUAUUUUCAGUUUGUCUGAUAGCGGCAAAUUAUUCCGAUGCUCCGCAUAUGAUCGAUCGCCGACGCCUAGAUUCAUUACAUCAACAUCACCGCAAUCGUUGAAUGUACUAGCAAAUACAUGCAAUUCGACCGGGGACUAUUGGGAAGGAUCUCCGUCAAGUUGUCAACUGUAUGCUAGAUGUGCCAGUGGCGUCAAGUAUAUUUACGAUUGUGGUGCUGGCAGUUGUCACAGUAUUGUGGACAAUUCUUUUCGAUCGUGCACAGCAGCCAACUGUAACAACUGUACGCCAAAUUAACGUACAGAACAUUUGCUGGUAGUGUUUCGUUACUGUUAAACAAGUUUAAAUCUUAUGCGGUGAAUGCUUGUUGUUCAUGUCGUUUUAUUUUUAUUGUGUUGGAUUCGAUCUAUUUUAUGUGCGUGUACGUUGUAAAUAUUGUAUGUCUUUUCUAGUUAUUCAAAACAUAAGUUUUAACUAGAACUCGUACCAUUUAUUUUAUGUUGUAUAUAACUAUUUAUAAACACUAUGAAACACGUCAAAAUUGCACUUCAUUGCAGAUACAAGUCGGAGCAAUUCCUCAAUACAACACAUUAAAUCAUUUUACAUAUAAUUUUUUUCAUUACAUUGUUUUUUCUUGUAAUGACGUUAUAAAUUGUUAUUGUACACAAAAGUUCAUCAAAUAUGUAUUGGUCGGCUUAAGUCCUUGUUAUUUAAAUAAAUAACAUAUUCUUGAA